Symbiodinium sp. CCMP2456 is the source of this 1653-nucleotide messenger RNA. Lineage: Eukaryota; Dinophyceae; Suessiales; Symbiodiniaceae. The record is from the annotation of a GenBank genome assembly.
AUGGCAGCUUAUCGCUUGAGCGAGGCUCGGCGAGGGCGGCGACUGGAGGACGAGUCACUGGCAUCACCGCGUGGAGGGAACCUCUCGCGGAGCAGUUCUCGAAGGUUAGAAGCUUCCGUCGUUAACGACCGGUUCUCCACACAGAAUCUGGUCCGCGACGUAAAGGCCGUGGCCGAUGCUCAGGGUCGGCUUGUACGAGUGAUAGAAGAUGUUUCCCAAGAGCUAUCGCAGCGCUUAGCCGAGCACGAUCGCCAGCUUGCAGAUCAUUCCGUGAACCAAGUCUCCUUACGCGAUGCUCUCCACAAAUUUCAGCUGGAAGAAGUCGCUCGUCAUGAUUCGCUUGCUGCGGAAUACCUGCGGCUCCGAACCGGCGAUGGGGAUGCUGCUGCCAGGCUCACGUUUUUGGAGUCCAAAGUGGUCGGCAUUGACAAGGUUUACGCAAGUCUCAACAGCAAGUUUGCCGAGCUAGAACAGGCCGCAAAUGCCUUGCCAGCAAGAAUUCAGGAUGUGCAAGUUAUGCAUCAGAAACAUUUGCAAGACAUGUACCAGAAAGUCCUUCGCAAUAUGGAAGAACAAAGAGCUGAAUUCUUCCAAUUCCAGGGACAGGUCUCAUCACGCUCCCAUUCCGAUGGGCUCCUCAGUUUGCAGAAGCAGUUCGAACAGAGGGGCAAGGAGCUCGCCAGCCAGCUGAGGCAGCGCUUGCGAGAACAAGACGGCAUUAUCGCCGAGGGUCAAGAAGCCUUGCGCCAGGAGGCUGCGAAGCGAGAACAGCAUUUGGCAGAGUUGCAGGAUGCAGCACAGCGGUUGGCGCAGACUGCAAUGGAACGUGCGCAGGCUUCCACUGAGGCGCAUGCCCACGUCUUUUCCACAUCCUCUUCAUUGGCGAAUCGCCUGGCUGUGGUGGAAGGGGAACUUCAAAGUGCUCAACGUCAGGAGAAGGAACGUCAGCAAAAGAGGAUUGCUCGACUCGAAGAAGACCUGGCGAAGUCGCCAAUGCUGUCACCGAGGGACAAAGCUGGCCCGAACGCUUUGGAUCAGUCCACCAACCUUCUUCGUGCUUUAGAUGAGCUUCGAGUUCAGAUCUUCGCGGAGCUCAGCGAUGCUCGAAAGCACGCUCAGCAUCUCAGCACGAGAAUUUCGAGAUGCGAAGCCGGUGUGGCAGAGUUGCAGCAGGUGACCAGAUCUUCGAAUACCUUGCCAGCCUUCCUUGCGCAGGCGUCUCCCAAGCAUGGUGCUUCGAACAGCGACAGCUGCCCUACCACGCCUGACUGGCCAGUGGCUGCCUGGCCUGGGCAGGGGCAGGCUGGAGAGCCAGCAAGUCGCUCAUCAAAGCUUUGCGGCUUGCCUCAACCGGAUGCCGGCCAGACGAACGGCUUGGGAGCUUCCGCGGCCUCUCAGGAGACUCUGCGGCGUCCUUCGGACUCACCGACUCCCAGCUCGCCGAAGGCAACUUCUACUGUCCACUCAAAAGGUAGUGCCGGCCAUGGCUCAGCAUUGCUUGGCAACUUGCCAGAGGGUCCCAAGCUGUCCCAUGGAUCGCAUGGAGCGCUGCAGGACUCACCUGGAAAAUCUCCUCAAGGAUCGACGCGAUUUGGUGUUCUGCCACCCCCGAAGGUCACGCCGUCGACACCGCUUCCUUUGCAGGCCGAAUAG